Dermatophagoides pteronyssinus (European house dust mite) is the source of this 5015-nucleotide messenger RNA. It is a transcript of the gene Uggt, whose product is annotated as UDP-glucose-glycoprotein glucosyltransferase. Gene Ontology annotation, biological process: ERAD pathway. NCBI's taxonomy places the organism in Eukaryota, Metazoa, Arthropoda, Arachnida, Sarcoptiformes, Pyroglyphidae. The record is from RefSeq and is a predicted model, not a curated record. Gene Ontology annotation, cellular component: endoplasmic reticulum. Gene Ontology annotation, molecular function: UDP-glucose:glycoprotein glucosyltransferase activity.
AUCGUCAAGAUUUCGUAUUAAUUAAUUCAUUCAAAGUGAUAGAAAAUAGAAUAGAAUUUAAAAGAAUGCUGAAUUCGAUCCACCGAUUACAGCCUUCUAUUUUGGCAUUUUUGUUAUUUUCGUUUUUAUUUUUAUUUAAAUGGUCCGAACAAUCGUCACAUUCAUCUUCAUCAAAAUCUGUUAAAAUUCUUUUGCAAUCAAAAUGGUCGCAAACACCUAUGUAUUUGGAAGUUGCAGAAUUUCUGGCCGAAGAAAAUCAAGAUUUUUAUUGGCGUUAUCUUGAUGAUCUUCAAACAGAGCUAUCGUCAACCGAAUCGGUUUCAGGAAAUUGGUCGAAUGCAUAUCAACAAUAUCAAUCCAGUUUACGAUUAGCAUCAAAACUUUUACGAUCAGAACCAAAAUUAUCCAUAUUGAAAUUUGCUUUAUCAUUACGAUCUUAUUCACCGCGAGUGAUAGCAUUUAAAAAUAUUAUUGAAGAUAUUCAUGCUUCAACAGAUGGAAAUCAGCUUCAAAAAUGUAAUGGUCCAUUCAUCGAAUUGAGCGUACCAAUCGAUGAUCAAGAUCAGCCAAGAUAUGUUUGUCAUAAUGGUGAUGAUAUUGUUAAGGCUAUAGAUAGUAUGAUUGACUAUGUUAAAUCUGACAAUGUGAAACAACUUUCUCAUCCGCUUAUUUAUUCGGUGGAUCAUAUUUAUCCAGGACGAUAUUCGUCUAUAGAAGCUUCACCACGUUCCAUAACAGUAAUCCUUUACGCUACAAUUGGUUCUAAAUCAUUCUUUCGUUUACAUAAACUGAUUAAACAACAAAUCGAUCAAGGUAAACCAAUUCGAUACAUUAUUCGUCAUAAUCCGAAUCCGGCAAAAACUCGUGUUGCUUUAUCCGGCUAUGGAGUAGAAUUGGCCAUCAAAUCGACCGAAUACAAAGCACAAGAUGAUACUCGAGUUCGUGGAGAAGUAGUCAAAUCAAGCAAUCAACAAUGGAAAGAUGAUUUGGAACAAUCAAAACCAGAUGAGGUAGCUGGAUUUAUUUUUUCCAAAUUAAAAGCAAGCAAUGUUGCCUUAUCGAAUAAACUCAAUGAAUUUCGUGACCAUCUAAUGGAUCAGGAAAAAGAGAUAGCCACAUUAAAAGUUUGGGAAUUACAGGAAAUUAGUUUGCAAGCAGUGACAAAAGUUCUUUCAGUACAAAAAGAAAAAGCAUUGUCAGUGUUGAGAGAUAUUUCACAAAAUUUUCCCAGUGUAGCUCGAUCAUUGGUCAAGAUACAUGUUGAACCGGAAUUGAAACGAGAAAUUGCUUGGAAUCAAAAUUAUUUCUAUCAAAAUCUUAAUUUAGCUACAUCAGAUACAGCUUUAUUUAUUAAUGGUCUUUAUCAUGAUAUGGAUUCUGCAGAUGUGUUUACAUUGUUGGAUGCAAUGAAACAUGAAUAUUAUACUGUAUCAAAAUUACAUACUUUAUUGAAUGGUGAUAAUGAUCGAAUAAAAAAAUUAAAUGCUGCAUGGGAACGUGGACAACAACAACAAUUAGAUUUUCAAAUAGAUUUUCGUGAUGGUUCUGUUCUUUAUAUCAAUGAUAUUGAAAAUGAUCGAAUGUAUAGAAGUUGGCCAAGUUCGUUGCAGGAAAUGUUACGACCAACAUAUCCAGGAAUAUUACGUAAUAUUCGUCGUAAUAUGUAUCAUUUAAUAUUGAUUUUGGAUCCUAGCCGUAAAGAAUCAUUCGAUAUGUUAAGAAUGGCUGAAUCAUUUUAUAUACACAAAGCUCCUGUAAGAAUUGGUUUAGUUUUUGAUGUUAAUAAUAAUCAAACGAUCAAUGGUUAUCAAGAUGCUGGUGUUGCAUGUCUUGAAGCUUACAAUUAUAUAUCGCAACAUAAAAGUUCAUAUGAAGCAUUAUCUUUCAUAACCGAUGUUAUAGCCUAUGCUACAUCAAAAUCUGUUCGUGAUCUAGAACCUGAUGAUAUUGUAAAUCAUUUUAAAUCAAAAAUUUCAAAAUCCGAAGCAGAUGAUGUUUUUGGUGAAGAUUCAAGCUAUGAUAUAGGAAGAAAAUUAUCACGAGAUUUUCUCGAUCGUACCGGUCUUGAACAUGGACCAAAAGCAAUGAUGAACGGUGUUCUUCUUAAAGACACUCAUCUACAAGCUGAUUAUUUCGAAGAAGCAGUGCUCAGUGAAAUAAUGCGUCAAAGUUCACAGUUUCAGAAAGCAAUUUAUAAAGCAGAAAUAACAGAUGAAGAUGAUAUUCUUGAAUGGCUUAUGUCAAAGAAAACUGUAAUGACUCGUUUGAAUAGGGUAAUUUUUGGUCUUGAUCAAUCCAAUCAGAAACGAGUUGAAGCACAUAAAUAUUUGGAACUGACAUCUGGUCGAGUUUUAUCAAAACAAGAUAAUGAUGAUGGAAGCACAUAUUUUGGAGCAAACAUUAACGAUCUACAAACGACAAUUUUUUCUCAAUUAAAAUACAUUAACAGUAAAAAAGAUUGCAAUCCAGUUACUGUUUGGUUGGUAUCAGAUUUUCUUACAUACGAUUCUCGUCAAAUACUUCGUGCCGGUCUAAAUCAUUUACGAGAAAAUAGUCGUUAUAUGCGAUUAUCAUUGGUUUAUGCUGAUCAUAAUCAUGUAACACGAGUAUUGGAAUCUGCAUCAAGUACAAUCACAAGUUCAACACAAUUAUUAUCGUUUUUGACUAAAGUUGCUGUCCUAGAACAUGAUGAUUGGGAUGCAAAUAUUGAACAAAUUGGUCAACUUAUUUCGGAUGAAUAUCGAAAAGCAUUUUUCGAACGUCAUUCGGUGCUCAAACAGAAUUCGAAUGCUGCGCCAUUUCCUUUACAUCAGGCAAUUGCUUCUCGAUUGUUUGGAAUAUCUUCAUCGGAUAAUUUGGCACUUUUAUUGAAUGGAAAAAUAUACAAAGUACCCGUACAUUCCUCUGAUAAAAAACUUACUUUCAAUGAAGAAGAUUUUGGUCUUAUGGAACGAUAUGCACAAAAUUUUUGGUCGGAAAAAAUCAUGAAUACAUUGACUGAUGAUGAACGUGGUGCUGGAACUCGAAAAUGUUCGGAUCUAGUUUUACGUAUUUGUUCGGUAUUAUUGUCAAAACCAUCUUUAUCAUCAGGAAGUUCUGCCUAUAAACAACGUUAUGAAAUAAACAAUGUUCGUGAUGAGCAUAGUGUUUUGAUACUUGAACCUCGACAUCCAAAUGAACCAUUUAUUGAAUUAACAGCCAUAUUAGAUCCUUUGACUAGAGGUGCACAGAAAAUUUCACCCAUUUUGUCUACUUUUUAUGAAGUUUUCAAUGCACGUGUAAAGAUUCAUUUUAAUGCUGUGGAAAAACAUUCCGAUAUGCCAUUAAAAUUAUUCUAUCGUUUUGUUUUGGAUCAAGAACCUCGAUUUGAUUUUUCUACUGGAUCGAUUAUAAAUCCGGUAGCAAUGUUCAAAUCGAUGCCAAAAUCACCUUUGUUUACGCUUGGAAUGGCCGUACCUGAAAAUUGGAUGGUUGAAGCUGUGGAUGCAAUUUAUGAUUUGGAUAAUAUUCACUUAGCACAGGUUGAUUCGAAUAUAGUCGGUGCAGUAUUCGAAUUGGAACAUUUACUUGUUGAAGGUCAUUGUUUUGAACAAUCAUCCGGUAGUCCUCCUAGAGGAUUACAAUUUACAUUGGGUACAAAAACUAUUCCUACAAUGUACGAUACAAUUGUUAUGGCAAAUCUUGGAUAUUUUCAAUUAAAAGCAUCACCAGGUAUAUGGUUGCUUAGUUUACGUCAAGGUCGUUCGACUGAUAUCUAUACAAUUGUAUCGCAUGAUGGUACCGAUCAAGUGGCCAAUACAACCGAAGUUAUACCUAUUGUCAGUUCAUUUCGAUCGUUGGUAAUCAAAAUUCGUGUGAAUAAAAAACCCGGAAAACAAAAUGAAGAACUAUUAUACGAUUCAGAUGAAAGUUCGUCAGAUGAUCAAAGUGGUGGCUGGUUUUCCGGUUGGAAUUCAGAGAAAUCUACACGACAAAAUUCAGGCGAUAAAAGCAAAGAAUUAUCUGGUGAAGAUGAAGAUUCGAAAAGAAUCAAUAUAUUUUCACUAGCUUCUGGACAUCUUUAUGAACGAUUAUUACGGAUCAUGAUGAUCAGUGUAUUGAAAAAUACUCAAACACCAGUAAAAUUUUGGUUCUUAAAAAACUAUCUAUCACCACAAUUCAAACAAAUACUGCCUCAUAUGGCUAAAAGAUAUGGAUUCGAAUAUGAAUUGGUACAAUAUAAAUGGCCACGAUGGUUACAUCAACAAACUGAAAAACAACGUAUUAUUUGGGGCUAUAAAAUCUUAUUCCUCGAUGUACUGUUUCCGUUAGAUGUUAAAAAAAUUAUAUUUGUCGAUGCUGAUCAGGUUGUUCGUGCCGAUCUUCGUGAACUUCGUGAUCUUGAUCUUGAAGGUGCACCUUAUGGUUAUACACCAUUCUGUGAUUCACGUAAAGAUAUGGAUGGUUUCCGUUUUUGGAAAUCCGGUUAUUGGGCUACACAUUUACAUGGCCGUAAAUAUCAUAUUAGUGCCUUGUAUGUUGUAGAUUUGCAGAAAUUUCGUCGUAUCGCUGCUGGUGAUCGUCUUCGUGGUCAAUAUCAAGGUCUAAGUCAAGAUCCUAAUAGUUUAUCUAAUCUUGAUCAAGAUCUACCUAAUAAUAUGAUACAUCAGGUCGCCAUAAAAUCACUUCCACAAGAAUGGCUAUGGUGUGAAACAUGGUGUGAUGAUACAUCUAAAAAAGAGGCCAAAACUAUUGAUCUUUGCAAUAAUCCUAAAACCAAAGAGCCAAAAUUAACAAGCGCUAGACGUAUUGUUGCUGAAUGGGAAGAUUAUGAUCUUGAACUAAAAAAAUUUCUCGAACAAUUACAACAAAAUUUCACACAAAAUGAUGAUCGAACGGAAUUUUCUACUGAUGAUAAAUCUGAUGUUAUUAUUACUGAUAAAUCCGUACAUUCGCAACAUCAAGAGCUAUGAUCAAAUAGCGAUGACUGAGAUAUUUGUAAUUUUUUUUUCUGUUUGUAAAAUCUUGAAAGAAAA